AGCAGUUUGUCAUGAAUAUUCUUCAAAAUUUGUCAAAAUUUAGCGUUUUGAUAAAACUUGUAUUCGCGGUUUUGUAAUUUAAGCUUUUCUUAUGGGCUCAAGAGGGCAAUACAAACGAUAUGCAGUUGAUUCCACUGUUGAUCUUCCAAGAAGAACAAAAUAUAGACGACGAAAGCAGUUGCGUGCUACGAUGGAGAUAGAUCAAGCAACUUCAUCUGAUAUGAUUCAAUUUCAUCAAAAUGAUCAAGAGACACAGGCACAGGCAUGUCAGGAGAAUGGAAAAAUUGAUGUUGAUUUCCAGCUUAGUAAUAAUGGCCUUGGACAUGAAGCACUGCAGGUUUUAAACAUCGAAAAUGGUGAUGAAGAAAUAUAUCCUGGUGCUCUUAUAACAAAGUCUCAAAGUGUUCUCCUGCUCGUCGCAUUUUUAUUAAAGAACAAUUUAACAGAUGCAGCUUUGACUGAUCUACUCGACAUUUUGAGUUUGAUUUUGCCGAGCACGUUUCCAUCCAGCAAGUAUAAGUUCUACAAAGCAAUUCAAGUGGAGGAAUCUCAGGCUCAUUUUUAUUGCGAGUCAUGUUUGUCGUACAUUGGAACAAGCGCAGAAAGCACAAAGUGUGAUGAAUGUGAUACACCUUUCAAUCGCGAAAACAGCAUGAAGAACGGCACCUUUUUUUCUUCAUAUUCCACUAAAAGAACAACUUAA
Messenger RNA from Xenia sp. Carnegie-2017, 703 nucleotides. RefSeq lists its product as uncharacterized. The record is from RefSeq and is a predicted model, not a curated record. The coding region runs from base 92 to 703 and encodes 203 amino acids. Lineage: Eukaryota; Metazoa; Cnidaria; Anthozoa; Malacalcyonacea; Xeniidae. The transcript is spliced from 4 exons.